This is a messenger RNA of Klebsormidium nitens, 1569 nucleotides long. NCBI's taxonomy places the organism in Eukaryota, Viridiplantae, Streptophyta, Klebsormidiophyceae, Klebsormidiales, Klebsormidiaceae. The record is from the annotation of a GenBank genome assembly.
AAAUCGUCUGCAGGCACCUGCACCCAUCCUGAGGCUGCAUUCUGCUCGCUAAUUGCGCUUCGUCUUUCCUUGCUGGACAUCAAUGAUCAUUGUUCAUUACUCCUCUCUGUGCAAUACUUGACAGGAAAGUAGCUAGGGUUUGCCAGCAACGGGCAGUGCAGCCAGCUGAUUUCUUUGUACAUACUUUUUUUUCUGGUUGUCGCUGCUCGGUGUUUGAGCCUCAUUUGAAGGCAAUGCGCAACGGCAAAAAGUAGCGCGUCAAACGGCAAAAGCGUCUGUUCAUUGCGGGCAGUCCUUCAGUUGCCACAAGAAAGGACUCGCGCAUUUGAUCCUGCUCGUGCAAUGGCUGCAGCAUUGUCCCGUACCUCAGUUGCUUCGGUGGCCUCUCGUUUGGCUGGCUCUGCCGGUUGCAGCCGGUGUAAAGCAGUGGGUGUGAAUGCCCCCUUGGCCAAGGCCUGGGCCGGACGGAGACUCGUACCAUGCGCGACAAAUGCGCGGCAGCAUGUGCCGAAUUUUAGACAAGCUGGGGUUCGCUGUGCGGCGGCGGUCGAAGCGGCGGAAGCCAUUGAGGCAGAAGAUGAGGCUGAGGAGUCCUUCCUAGAAAGCGCACUAUCGCCAAAUGCACUUGAGGUCCAGCAACUUUUGGUGGAACUCUGCGAUGAAACUAGCAUUGCAGAAUUGAAGUUGAAGGUCGGCAGCUUCCGGCUGCAUGUGUUGCGUGAUGUCAGCGGGGAGCGGGCCGCGCAUCAUGCUGCGCACCAGGCCUCGCUGCUCGAGAUCCCGACGCCCCCCGUGCCUCCUCACGUCUCCAUGGAAGAAGUCCUGCGGGCCAGGCAGACGACGCCGGCGGAAGCCCCCAAGAAGGAGGCGCCUUUGGCGGAAGACGAGAUUCGCCCGGACGAGGGGCUCGACUUUGUGCUGGCACCCAGGGUCGGCGUGUUGAGGAGAGGCCGGGCGCGUAAGGGCAAGCAAGGCAGGUCCGUCGCUAACGAGGGCCAAGUGGUGAAGGAGGGCCAGGUCAUCUGCUACGUCGAGCAGCUGGGCACACAGCAGCCCAUCGAGUCCACUGUCUCUGGAGAGAUCAUCAACUUCCUGGUGGAAGACGGGGAUGCGGUCGGUUUUGGAGAGCCAAUUGUGGAGGUGCGGCCUUCGUUCGUGGGAAUCAAGAAGCUGGCUUAAAGGGACAGCGAAUGCUUCCCCGUAGAUAUGCAAUUCUAGGCGGCGCUUGCUUGGAGUCAAACAUGUAUUACUUUCGCAACCUGUCCGUUCAUAUUGACGAGCUUUAAAUGAGAGCCUGCUUCAUCAUCUAGGGACGUUUUUGAAGUUGCGACCUUGCGGAUCAAGCUUGCUUGGCGUCAAGUAUGUGAUCAGCAUAUUCCAAUAGCAGAUAUUGCGCAGGCUGCGAAUGCAACACAUUGUCAGUCACAACACAAAUUAUUGGCAGCAUUGCAUCUGGCAUACUGCAAGCCACAUACGCAGAUUAAUCAGCAUGUCGCAUAGGAGACGCUGAUGCAACGCAACGAUCUGAAGUGUCUCGUGCUUGAUUUAUCGACUCUUUAUGUGCUCGUG